Messenger RNA from Orcinus orca (killer whale), 6794 nucleotides. RefSeq names its product semaphorin 6D (gene SEMA6D). Gene Ontology annotation, molecular function: chemorepellent activity; semaphorin receptor binding. The record is from RefSeq and is a predicted model, not a curated record. Lineage: Eukaryota; Metazoa; Chordata; Mammalia; Artiodactyla; Delphinidae. Gene Ontology annotation, biological process: neural crest cell migration; negative chemotaxis; semaphorin-plexin signaling pathway. The coding region runs from base 1100 to 4360 and encodes 1086 amino acids. The transcript is spliced from 19 exons.
CUGGUGGGGAUCGGACCCUGAUCCUUAGAGCCUGAAUUGCUUCUGGUGUAUGUGUACGUGUGCGUAUGCGUGUGUGUGUUGGCACUGGAGAGUUGAUUUCUUUUCCAAGCUGUUCUCUCCGCCUGCCGUACCAGGGACGCGCAAAGGGCUGGAGAGGUUUGGCGGUCGCGUCAAAACUCGCAUUGCUGGAGGCUUGAGGGGAGUGGGCCCCCCAACACUGUGCACCCCCCUCGGGGAAAAUAAAAAGCGGAAGGAGGGAGCCAGCAAAAGUUUCUCGCCAGGCAGCGCCAGCUCCGCGCUCCCCCGCACCUUAUCAGGGGGAACCCGGCUGCUUUGGUGCCGGGCACCACGUCCCCAGCCCGCGCGACCGCCGAGCCAAGGCUGAAGGAGCCGGCUGCUGGCUCCGCCGCCCCCUUCCGCCCGCCCGCACGGGAGCCGACUCUGGGACCGCCGGGCCAGGCUAGCCGUGGAUGGGCGAGCACCCGCCCGCGCCAGGAGAAGGGGCGCAGCUCAGCAGCCGACGGACGAGCGGCUCACGGCGGACGCCGGCUACCUGUCAGUGCGCCCCCGGGUCGGACGGCCCACCGGUAGCGCCUGUUGGCUAGGGGCGGGGGCUCGGGGGACUCGGCCCUCCCCCAGCCCUCCAGGCUCCGGCACCGGCUUCUGCCCGGAGGGCGGCCACUACCCAACCCUCCCUCUCCCCCUGCUGGCCGAGCGCGCCGCGGGCGGACUCCGGGGCCCAGAGCUGCCCGCCUCCCACCCGGCGCCCCGUUUCUCCUCCCGGCCGCUCUCCCCCGCAACUUUCCGUGCUUUGUUCUCCGGCUGGAAAUGAUUUACGGAAGCGUCUUGGACAGGGUCUCCGCCAGGCGGCAAGAGCCCAGCGCUGAGAUGUGUUACGUUCUCAUCUACCCAUCAAUUAUGGAUGGAAACAAAUAAGGAAGAGUCAAUUUUGCAUGAGCCCCUUCUCCGGCGGCGAGAGGCAUUCUGCAGCCGGGAGGGAGCCGCCGCUCGUGUCGGCAGCCGCUGGCAGGGGGAUGGUGAGGCGGAAGCUAAGUGGGAUUUCUGAGGAGGGGCUGCUCUGAUUUCAUCUUGGCCCACCAUGAGGUUCUUCCUGCUUUGUGCCUACAUGCUGCUUCUGAUGAUUUCCCAGCUGAGAGCAGUCAGCUUUCCUGAAGACGAUGAACCCCUUAAUACUGUUGACUAUCACUAUUCAAGGCAAUAUCCGGUUUUUAGAGGACGCCCUUCAGGCAAUGAAUCACAGCAUAGGCUGGACUUUCAGCUGAUGUUGAAAAUUCGAGACACACUUUAUAUUGCUGGCAGGGAUCAAGUUUAUACGGUAAACUUAAAUGAAAUCCCCAAAACAGAAGUAAUACCAAACAAGAAACUGACAUGGCGGUCAAGACAACAGGAUCGAGAAAACUGUGCUAUGAAAGGCAAGCAUAAAGAUGAAUGCCACAACUUUAUUAAAGUGUUUGUUCCGAGAAACGAUGAGAUGGUUUUUGUUUGUGGCACCAAUGCUUUUAAUCCCAUGUGUAGAUACUAUAGGUUGAAUACCUUAGAGUAUGAUGGGGAAGAAAUUAGUGGCUUGGCAAGGUGCCCAUUUGAUGCCAGACAAACCAAUGUUGCCCUUUUUGCCGAUGGGAAGCUGUAUUCUGCCACAGUGGCUGACUUCCUGGCCAGUGAUGCCGUUAUUUACCGAAGCAUGGGCGAUGGAUCUGCCCUUCGUACUAUAAAAUAUGAUUCCAAGUGGAUCAAAGAGCCGCACUUUCUUCAUGCCAUAGAAUAUGGAAACUACGUCUAUUUCUUCUUCCGAGAAAUUGCUGUAGAACAUAAUAAUUUAGGCAAGGCUGUAUAUUCCCGUGUGGCCCGCAUAUGUAAAAACGACAUGGGUGGCUCCCAGCGGGUCCUGGAGAAACACUGGACUUCAUUUCUGAAGGCUCGUCUUAACUGUUCUGUCCCCGGAGAUUCCUUUUUCUACUUUGAUGUUCUGCAGUCUGUCACAGACAUAAUACAAAUCAAUGGCGUCCCCACUGUGGUCGGGGUGUUUACCACACAGCUCAACAGCAUUCCUGGUUCUGCAGUCUGUGCAUUUAGCAUGGAUGACAUUGAAAAAGUAUUCAGAGGACGGUUUAAAGAACAGAAAACUCCAGAUUCUGUUUGGACAGCAGUCCCUGAAGACAAAGUACCGAAGCCAAGGCCUGGCUGUUGUGCAAAGCAUGGGCUUGCCGAAGCUUAUAAAACCUCCAUCGAUUUCCCGGAUGAAACCCUGUCGUUCAUUAAAUCCCACCCCCUGAUGGACUCCGCCGUCCCACCCAUUGCCGACGAGCCCUGGUUCACAAAGACUCGGAUCAGGUACAGACUGACGGCCAUCGCCGUUGACCAUUCUGCGGGACCCCACCAGAACUACACAGUCAUCUUUGUUGGCUCGGAAGCUGGCAUGGUACUUAAAGUUUUGGCAAAAACCAGUCCUUUCUCUUUGAAUGACAGCGUGUUACUGGAAGAGAUUGAAGCGUACAACCAUGCAAAGUGCAAUGCUGAGAAUGAGGAGGACAGAAGGGUCAUCUCACUCCAGUUGGAUAAAGUUCAUCAUGCUUUAUACGUGGCGUUCUCUAGCUGUGUUAUCCGCAUCCCCCUCAGUCGCUGUGAGCGUUAUGCAUCAUGUAAAAAGUCUUGUAUUGCAUCUCGAGACCCGUACUGUGGCUGGUUAAGCCCAGGGGCCUGUGGUCAAGUGACCCCAGGGAUGCUGCUGUUAACUGAAGACUUCUUUGCUUUCCAUAACCACAGCGCUGGAGGAUUUGAACAGGACACGGAAUAUGGCAACACAGCCCAUCUAGGGGACUGCCAUGAAAUUUUGCCUACUUCAACUACACCAGAUUACAAAAUAUUUGGCGGUCCAACAUCUGACAUGGAGGUAUCUUCAUCUUCUGUUACCACAAUGGCAAGUAUCCCAGAAAUUACACCUAAAGUGAUUGAUACCUGGAGACCUAAACUGACCAGCUCCCGGAAAUUUGUAGUUCAAGAUGACCCAAACACUUCUGAUUUUACUGAUCCUUUAUCAGGUAUCCCAAAGGGUGUACGAUGGGAAGUCCAGUCUGGAGAGUCCAACCAGAUGGUCCACAUGAAUGUCCUCAUCACCUGUGUCUUUGCGGCUUUUGUCUUGGGUGCAUUCAUUGCAGGUGUGGCAGUGUACUGCUAUCGUGACAUGUUUGUUCGGAGAAACAGAAAGAUCCAUAAAGAUGCAGAAUCUGCCCAGUCGUGCACGGACUCCAGUGGAAGUUUUGCCAAGCUGAAUGGUCUCUUUGACAGCCCAGUCAAGGAAUAUCAACAGAAUAUAGAUUCUCCCAAAUUGUAUAGUAACCUGCUGACCAGUCGGAAAGAGCUGCCACCCAGUGGAGAUACGAAAUCCAUGGUCAUGGACCAUCGAGGCCAACCUCCCGAGCUGGCUGCUCUCCCGACACCUGAGUCUACACCUGUGCUUCACCAGAAGACCCUGCAGGCCAUGAAGAGCCACUCAGACAAGGCCCACGGCCAUGGGGCUUCAAGGAAGGAAACCCCCCAGUUUUUUCCUUCUAGUCCUCCACCGCAUUCCCCCCUAAGUCAUGGACAUAUCCCCAGUGCCAUUGUCCUUCCUAAUGCUACCCAUGACUACAACACAUCUUUCUCAAACUCCAACGCUCACAAAGCUGAAAAGAAACUUCAAAACAUUGACCACCCUCUUACCAAGUCAUCCAGUAAAAGGGAUCACCGGCGUUCUGUGGAUUCCAGAAACACCCUCAACGAUCUCCUGAAGCAUCUAAAUGACCCAAAUAGUAACCCCAAAGCCAUCAUGGGAGACAUCCAAAUGGCCCACCAGACCCUAAUGCUGGAUCCCGUGGGACCUAUGUCUGAGGUCCCACCCAAGGUCCCUAACCGCGAGGCAUCGCUCUACUCUCCUCCCUCGACUCUCCCCAGAAAUAGCCCAACCAAGCGAGUGGACGUCCCCACCACUCCUGGCGUCCCAAUGACUUCUCUGGAAAGACAAAGGGGUUAUCAUAAAAAUUCCUCCCAGAGGCACUCUAUAUCUGCUAUGCCUAAAAACUUAAGUUCACCAAAUGGUGUUUUGUUAUCUAGACAGCCUAGUAUGAACCGUGGAGGCUACAUGCCCACCCCCGCAGGGGCGAAGGUGGACUAUAUUCAGGGAACACCGGUGAGUGUUCAUCUGCAGCCUUCCCUCUCCAGACAGAGCAGCUACACCAGUAAUGGCACCCUUCCCAGGACGGGACUAAAGAGGACACCGUCAUUAAAACCUGAUGUACCACCAAAGCCUUCAUUUGUUCCCCAAACCCCAUCUGUCAGACCACUGAACAAAUAUACUUACUAGGCCUCAAGUGUGCUCUUCCCCAUGUGGCUUUAUCCUGUCCAUGUUGCUGAGAGGAUGAUGUUGUAAGGGUACAUUAAGACAAGAGACUCGCCUGUAUUUUAAGAGAACCAAGUGGCCAAAGAAACGCUUCCUGACUUUGGCAACAUCAGAACUUGCCAUACGUAGCUACCGCAGCAAGGCUUCUGUGUACUUGCCUGAAAACAAAGGAAGGUGCUGGUCAUUCCAUUUCUUUUGUUUGAAACUAAAGAGAGAUGUGGCUCCGAGGGGCUACCUGUAACCAGUAUAAGGAGCUGAUACAGUGCUCAGAAGAAUCUGUCUGUGAGCAAAUACUUGAAAAUGGGUUCAACUUAGACUGCCGUUCUGUGUGGUCUUCCCAUUAAAUGUGAACAUUUUAAUAUGUAUGCAUUCACCUUGCCUCUUGCACAAAUGUCAAAAACAAUGGUAAUGUCUCAAAGAAAAGAAGUUGUAGAUUACCAAACAAUUUGCUAAAAAUUCAGUCUUUGACCCAAACUGUAGCAUUUUUUUACGUGUGGCAUUUUUUUUCAUGCCACCAAGGAACUGUGUUGCGUGUGCGUGCGUGUGCGUGUGUGUGCGUGUGCGUGCGCGUGUGUGUGUGUGUGUUCUGUCCCCACUAGGAUUUGUUUAGGUGCCCAUUGCAUCUUUUAGUGCUCUGGAGUUAUUUACAUCGCACAUUACUGAACAAGAGACAAUAACUUCUUCCCACAGCAGUCCAUUGGGUUCAGCUUUGAGAAAGAAAGAAAACCGAGGCUGAUUUUGAUGGUCAAAAUGAUUAACUUGACUUACGUGUUACCCAAUGCCAGAAUGUAAGAGUUCUAAGUAAUUUUGUGCUGCUAUUCACUAAAACUUCGAUAAUAGUCUUGCCAGCUUAAGGAGAUGGAGAUGAUAAGAGGUAUCCUUGAUUCAUCCACCAGGAUUCAGUAGUGAAAUUCACCUGUCCCCUGUGAAUCCGGGCCGGAAUCACUCUACUCAACCUUGGACACACUAACGAGGUUUUAUUUUGAUUGUGUUUGGUUUCUCCCAUGUAGUAAAAUUCCUCUUCUUUUAAUUCCCCCUAACCCCAAGGUAAAACAAACACACACACACACACACACACACACACACAAAACAGAAGACAAAAGAAGGGGAUGUGAGAGGGUUGUAAUUGGCUUAGCAGAAACAGUCUGUGAAAACCUAACAGUGGUGCAAUCACGUUGUCUAUGUUGUGUGAUGUGAGAAUUUUCUCCUGAGUCAUGCAGGUAAUGACAGUAUACUGUACAUAUUACAUGUGCGUUUACCUAAAUCUGUGCAUUUUGUGCCUUAUUCAUGAGAAUGAUAGAAGUACUCAAAUAUGUCAAGUGUUUUCAGUAUAGCACAUCAUUUACUGAGUGCCAGUUGUAAAUGUUUUUCAACCAGCACCUGAAAAGACUUUUAAAAACUCCUAACAAUCUAGAACAGUUAAUUGUAAAACAAUCUAUCCAAAUAGCUGCAUUACAUCCUUUGCCACGAUAAACAUUCCACUCCUACUUUCUUAAGGAUGAAACAGUGAUAAUGUGAAGUCAAAUGAGGUUUCCUGGGUAAUGUGACACCUGCGGAAACCGUACAGUCAUUUAUUUGUAGUUUUGCAGAAGCCACUUAGAGUUGAUUAUGUGCAACCCUGAUGACGAUUUCGGUUAAUAUGCUGCACACCACGGUUUAUUGAACCUCAUCUAGAAAGUAUCAAGGCAGAGGAAUGCUCCUGACUUAGUCAGACAAAUAAGUUCAACUGUUUUCCUGUGAUGCUAUCUAUUACUUGGGGGAGAUGGGUUGCAGAAGACCAGAGCAUUUUGAUGCAGAAUGUAGAAUACGGAUGCAGUCAUUCUUUUCCUUUGAGAAUAUUGUUUAAUAAAGAACACAAUUCCCUGAGGUCUCUGGAAGCUCAAAAGCUAAAACUUCUGUUCUUGAAACACUUCAGCUUUGAAACUAAAGUAUUACAGAUUGAUAAUAAAUUAAACCAACCAACGAUAAACACUACUCAGUCCAUCGCUGACAAACCUGUUUGAAUUCACCUUACCAAUAUUAAUCCCAGCGUGCGGAAAGUGGAACAGUAACUCUAUGUGAACCCGGAUAACAUUUUGUAACAUUGUGCUGCCUUGUAGUUUGUAAUGUGAGUUCUAUCAGUAUUUAUGUUGAAAUUCCUAACAUAAAAUCUAGUCUGUAUCCUGUUAAUUUAAUUUUAAAAUGCUUUAUCCAUUUGUGCAAAGGUAAACACAGAUUGUAUCUUUUUUAAUGGUACGGCAUAAAAAGUAACCCUAAAGUGAAGUGGCUCUAUACUGUUUUAUAGAGUACUUUAACAUGUAUAGAUAUCUUGUAAACUUGUAUUGUGGAUGUGUAAAUAAUAUGUACUUUGGGUUUUUAACACCGCAUGUAAAGUCAAAAUAAAAUAUACAAAUCAUUA